Molecule: messenger RNA, 792 nt
Organism: Dromiciops gliroides (monito del monte)
Lineage: Eukaryota; Metazoa; Chordata; Mammalia; Microbiotheria; Microbiotheriidae
Gene: MIA
Product: MIA SH3 domain containing
Exons: 5
Coding region: 279-677 (132 amino acids)
Biological process (GO): extracellular matrix organization
Molecular function (GO): protein binding
Source: RefSeq, a predicted model, not a curated record
CAGGAAAUUCUCCACAGGAUUCCAGGCUCUGCCUUCCUCUCCUUCCAUAACUUCUCUGGUUGUGGGGCCAGGAGGCAGAGCGGGAGGGCAAGAUUUGAGGUUGGGAUUUGAUGCUUGCUUGCUCCUGGGCAUCUUUUGACUACAGGGUCAUUUUUCAGCAUUUCCAGGAGGGUAGGAAAUUCCAGACAGGGUCCCCAAGAGGACUUAAUAGCAGUACCCUGGACCACUCGCUCUGAGACUUGAAGCUGCCUGUGUUGAUCUAGACUUUCACAAACACCAUGGCCUGGACCCCUGCAUCUCUGCUCCUUGCUACCAUCAUUCUCAGCAGCCUCUCUAGUCUGGGCUUUGGGGGGCGACCAAUGGCCAAAUUGGCAUCCAGGAAGCUGUGUGCAGACGAAGAGUGCAGCUACCCCAUCUCUCAGGCCAUUGCCCUACAAGACUAUUCAGCCCCAGACUGCCGCUUUCUAUCCGUGCAACAGGGCCAAGUCGUCUUUGUCUACUCUAAGCUGAUGGGCCGAGGUCGCCUCUUCUGGGGAGGCACUGUUCAGGGGGAGUACUAUGGGUCCCAGCCUGCCCACUUGGGCUACUUCCCAAGCAGCAUUCUCCGGGAGGACCAUGUCCUGAAACCAGGAAAGGUGGAGGUGAAGACGGACAAGUGGGACUUUUACUGCCAGUGAGUCCAGGCUGCUCCUGCCUUUGCCUCUGCCCAGCUGGAGAAGCAGUUGUUGGCUCCGAGCCCUAGGACGGUUGCUGCCUAUUCUCUCCGCUGUACCCCUUGCCCAGCUUUAUGUC